ACCGCAAAACUAGGUCCCGGCUAAAGAACUCUCCUUAAUGGAUUGCUUUCUUCUGAAGCCGCAUCAAAAUUAAACUUUUAAAACGCCCAAAGCCGAAACCGGGGAAGACCAGAGAACAGGCGGCGGCAGCGACCAAAACCCCGAGAUGCCGCCCGCAACCCCUGGCCCCCCCGCGGCCGCCCCACGGAAGUACUACUUUUUCUACGGCCACCGCAAGCCCUCCCAGAACCGCCCCGUUGUCCGCGGCGGCUUCUUCUCCAACCGCAAAACCCUCCCCCCCUCCUCCGCCACCGCCACCGCCCCUGUCCCCGCCCCGCCACCCGCCGCCGUCGACUUCCGCGACUGGGAUCCCGACCGCCCCUCCUCCCCCGCGGUGGCGACUCCCCCCUCCCUCGCCGCCACCGACCGCCGCCUCUGCCCGCUGGCCCGCUACAUCCUCGACUCCCUCCGCCGACACCGCCGCUGGUGCCCCCCAAUACUCUCCGAUCUCCGCAAGCUCCGCCGCGUCCCCCCCGACCUCGUAGCCGAGGUCCUCCGCGCACGCCCCCUGCUCGACCCCGCCAUUUCCACCCGAUUCUUCCACUGGGCCGGCAGCCAGAAGGGCUUCCGCCAUACCUUCGCCUCCUACAACGCCCUUGCCUACGCCCUCAAUGCCGCCCGCCUCUUCCGCGUCGCCGACCAGAUCCCGGAGCUCAUGGACUCCCAGGGGCAGCCCCCCUCCGAGAAGCAGCUCGAGAUCCUCGUCCGGUUGCACGCCGAUGCCGGCCGCGGCCUCCGGAUCUUCCACAUCUAUCAAAAAAUGAGAAGUAAAUUCGGCGUCAAGCCCCGAAUUUUCUUGUACAAUCGAAUUUUGGACGCACUUAUCCGCACCGGCCACCUCGACCUUGCCCUCUUGGUCUAUGACGACCUCCGGGCUGACGGUCUCAAGGAGGAGGCUAUCACCUUCACCAUUCUUGCCAAGGGACUGUGCAGGGCAGGGAGAAUUGAUCAGCUUCUUGAGAUUUUGGACCGAAUGCGGCAGGAGCUGUGCCGGCCAGAUGUUUUUGUAUACACGGCGAUGGUAAAGGCGCUGGCUUUGGAGGGGAAUCUGGCUGGAUGCUUGAGGGUAUGGGAGGAGAUGAAAAAGGAUAGGGUGGAGGCCGAUGUGAUGGCGUAUAAGACGCUUGUUUCAGGGCUGUGCAAGGCAGGGAAGGUGGAGAAAGCUCGUGAAUUAUUUCAGGAGAUGAAGAUGAAGGGGUUCUUGAUUGACCAGGCAGUGUAUGGGUCGUUGGUCGAUGGGUGUGUGGCAGAGGGGAAGGUUGGGGAUGGUUGUCAGCUGUUGAAGGAGAUGGUGGCGGAUGGGUACCGGGCUGAUUUGGGGAUAUACAAUUCAUUGAUUGAGGGUUUUUGUGGCAUUGGGAGGGUGGAUAAGGCUUAUAAGCUCUUCAGAAUUGCAGUUCAGGAGGGGCUCGUCCCAGGCUUUGAGAGUGUUACUCCAUUACUGGCUUCUUAUGCUGACGCUAAUGACAUGGAUAAGUAUUUUCACCUGGUUGAUAUGCUGGGCAAAUUAGGUUUGCCGGUUAUGGAUCAUCUCUCUAACUUUUUCACAUUCUUUAUAGAGAAGGGAGGAACGGAAUUCAAGGCUUUGGAGAUGUUCGAGGCUUUGAAAGGAAAAGGGUUUUGCAGUAUUGAAAUUUACAAUAUUCUUAUUGCAUGCCUUCACAAGAUUAAGGAGAGAAAGAGGGCAUUAUUGUUGUUUGAGGAAAUGAAGAAUUCAAAAGACUUUAGUCCAGAUUCUUGUUCUUAUAGUCAUAUAAUUCCUUGUUUAGUAGAGGAAGGAAAUGUUAGAGAGGCAUGCUCCUGUUUUAAUUUGAUGAAGGAAAUGUCCUGGACACCUAAUGUGGCAGCUUAUUGCUCGCUUGUGGAAGGGCUCUGUAGGAUUGGGGAAAUCAAUGCGGCUCUUUCACUUGUUAAGGAUUGUCUGGGAAAUGUGACAAGCGGGCCUAUGGAAUUCAAGUAUGCUUUGACUGUUCUUAACGCCUGCAGAUCAAAGAAUCCAGAGAAAGUUGUAGAAAUCUUGGACGAGAUGAUGGAACAAGGUUAUCCUCUGGAGGAUAUUGUAUAUUGUGCUAUCAUCCAUGGUUUCUGCAAGUACGCAAGUUCAGGAGAAGCAAGAAAGGUGUUUGCAGUUAUGAGAGAUCGCAAGAUUCUUUCGGAGGUUAAUUUUAUUGUUUAUGAGGAAUUACUUAAUGAGCAUUUGAAGAAGAUCACUGCUGGCUUGGUGGUCUCUGGUUUGAAGUUUUUCGGUCUUGAGUCAAAAUUGAAGCUAACAAGCAAUGAGGAUUGACUAUGUUGAAGAAAAUGCCAGGAGUCUGGAGGUCACAAAAAUAAGGAAUAAAAUACAGGAAGUUUGUGAAUAGACUGUGGCUACUACCAACCGCUGGCUGGUAUGGGGCCUGAAUUACAGUUCAACAGUGCUUUAUACGCUGUAUUAUUUUGGACUGGAAUGGGGCUGCUUGAAUGUUCUACAAGCUCGAUGAAUGUUUUUCAAGUCGUGAUGGGAACCCAUAACUCCGGAGGAGUUUGCACACCUCAGAGUAAUUGCUAAAUGAGGGGGAAAAUAAUGAGCGCAAGUCACUCUUCUUUGUAAUCAGAAUUAUCUUCUAUACAUAGCCAGAGUUGCUGCAAUGCAACUAGUUUUUGAGGUUAUGCGACCUUCAUAAUCAAGAUCUGCCUAAAUUGUAUGUCAAGCAGUGCCAAAAAGUUUGUCAAGCAACAGAAGAAUCGCCAAAGCUGUGCAUGUUGCUGCAUCAUUUCUUACAUGAGAAGCGUCGAGUGCGAGUUUGAUCUUGCUUAAAGGAAUCUGUGUAUGCUUUUAGACACUAAGCUGUAUCCUUUUGCUUGUAGAAUAAGUUAAUCACUCAAUUUUUCAAAUGCUUCGGGCGCUCAGUCUUCAGUAGCAUCUCAUCGAGAACAGGAAGAUUGGAGGUAUGUGGAGGCCUGGUUCGGAUUGGCUGAAAUGGGACUAUCAUGGUGCAAGUCAUUAGGCCAUGAACUGCCUCAGCUGCCCAUUUCAUCUUACAUUGUUGACUAAGAUUAUCUCUGGAGACUGACAUUCUUUAUACAAAUCCUAGCAACUGAUGCAUAGCCUGAGCUAUUGCUCAUAUGAUAAUGGAUCCAUUGUAACUACUAACUAAUGUAAGCAUUGUUUAUUCAAAAGAUGGCAUUUAUCAUUAUAAAUGCUGGCUUUGAUUGUUUUAAAUGAUAUAGUAUCGAUUUUUCUCUUCA
This is a messenger RNA of Phoenix dactylifera (date palm), 3267 nucleotides long. The record is from RefSeq and is a predicted model, not a curated record. NCBI's taxonomy places the organism in Eukaryota, Viridiplantae, Streptophyta, Magnoliopsida, Arecales, Arecaceae.